CAUUUGAAACAUAUGUAUUUGAUUGUUUUUCACAAUAGUGUGUAAUAUAAAGCAUAUCCAAAAUGAAAGCGCGAGAUCCUAGAGCCCCAGAAGGAGGAACUGUGGAGUUUCAUGGUGUACGCUUUUACAAAAUCAAACCGAAAGCCAUAACUUGUCUAGCGUACAACAAGCUCCAAAAAUUGUUGGCUUUAAGUCGCGAGGAUGGCAGGAUUGAGAUAUGGGAUUUGCGCUAUGCAGCGUACCUUGAACGUGUCAUACCGCAGACAGGAAGGAUCAAGGGUUUAGCAUGGGCGGGCAAGAACCGAUUGUUCUCAGCUAGUCUUGCCGGCGCCCUUGUUGAGUGGAACCUGAACACGCUGCUGCCCCGAUAUGAGUUAACGCCUACGGGAAACGCGCUCUGGUGCUUGGAUGUGAAUUCGCAGGAGACGGAGCUCGCAAUUGGUUCUGACGGCGGACAUAUCAACAUAUUUGGCAUUGAGCAUGACGAGAUUACUUAUAAGACGAUGUUCCAAAAGCUAAAACGACGCAUCGUCUGCUGCAGAUUCGACAAGAGUGGCAAGCAUCUGGUCACGGGCUCACGGGGCUACCUGCGCAUCUGGAAUGUUAGCAAAGGAACUAUGCUGCAUAUCAUGACGAUGAGGGACCGCAAUGUGUCCGUGCGCUCCCUGGUAGUGCUCAGUGACUUCACAAUUAUAACCGGUGACUCUGCUGGCUAUGUGACUGUGUGGAAUGGCGCCAAUGGGACACAGGUGGAGUCCAACAAGAUCCUAGCCCGUGAUGUUGACGCGCUGGCCGUAAAUGAAGAGGAGGAUCGCUUGUUCUGCAGCGGCAAUAACCCGCCAAUAAUACGUAUUCUAAGCAAAACGCAAAUUAAACGCGAGGAAUCUCAAUACGAGCGUUGGAUAAAGAACCUGCAGCGCGAUGUGCACAAGCAUCCUGUUAAGGCUCUGGCGCUGAUAGACGACUGCGUCAUUUCGGGCGGUCAGGACGGCAUCCUAUGCAUUUCUUCGGGCACCAGGACCAGCGCCAUGGUUGCCAAAUAUGUGCCUUUCUUGCACGGGAGCACCGCAGCGUUAGCACCAAACCCUAAAUGGCUGCUUCUACGAUACCAGUAUUCGUUGAGUUUGUGGCAAUUGGGAGCUUCAAAAAAUGUUGAUGCAGAAGGCAUUGGUGAGGGCCCUGUGGGCUCAAGUGUGCAGCUUCCCCUAUGGCGGUCACCACGCCAAUUGUUGCAACUCAACACUGACCCGAAUAAUAUGCUGAUCGCGUCUGCUAUAUCUGCCGACGGCACCUGGCUCUGCUACUCAACGACCCGGAACAUACGCCUGAGUUGCCUCCAGAUGCCUGCUACCAAAAAGGAGUCAAUAAUAAUAAAACGCAUAACGGAAGAGUUACCUGCAGAAUUUCAACCCGCUACACACAUCCAGUUUACAAAAGAUAGCGAUGGCUUGCUAAUAUUGCAUGCGGCAACAAGACAACUGCGUGCCUUCAGUCUGGCACAGGAGCGUGUAAAGUUCACCUACAGCAUUGAUCUCAGUGCUGUGAUCAACGCGCCCAUAACCCACGUAGAGAUUUCACAAUGUACAAGUUAUGUGGUCGUAGCAAGUGUAGAUCAAACGAUCGCAGUAUGGCAUGUAAGCAAAGGGAAACGGCACGAGCAUUUGCUCAAUUUGCCACGCUACAAGGCAGCCACGACGGCCCUGGCCUUACAUGAGGAACAUCCAUUGCUGGUGAUCGCCUAUGCGGAUGGACGCAUUGUGGAGUACGAUUUAACGGAGCGCCGUUUCACCUGUGAAACGGAUCAGCACUUUGUUGAGAACUCUUCAACACAUUGCAUUCGAGGCGUAGUGCUGGAUGCCCAGAACCCAAACAUUUUCAUUGUCUACAACGAAGUCUUUAUGUAUGUUCUGGAAAAGGUGAGCAUAGCAAGAGAUGAGACAGUGCUAGAGGAGCCGAGACAAAAAGCGAAACGUCUUAGCCGUUCCUUCGAUGAGCCAAAACUGACUAGUCUUCGUAUAAAGCUACAGAUGUAUCGCGAGCAUCUAACGCACGUAUGUCGUUUGGGACCCAAAGAGAUCGUUACCAUUGGAUUAGAGACAAAAACUCUCUUGGCCAGCUUACCACCGCCAGUCGAGAGAAAAAAAUUCGGUGCCGCUUAAAAACGAUUUCAAAUUUUAGUUCUAGUAAGUCUGUGAAACACUUCUUUGUUUACACUUCAAUUACUGUCAUUAAUUUAAUAGAAAUAAUAAAAAAAUAAUACUUAAAUUUUGAUAUUGAUCUUAAA
Molecule: messenger RNA, 2284 nt
Organism: Scaptodrosophila lebanonensis
Lineage: Eukaryota; Metazoa; Arthropoda; Insecta; Diptera; Drosophilidae
Gene: l(3)72Dn
Product: U3 small nucleolar RNA-associated protein 4 homolog
Exons: 3
Coding region: 63-2159 (698 amino acids)
Biological process (GO): maturation of SSU-rRNA from tricistronic rRNA transcript (SSU-rRNA, 5.8S rRNA, LSU-rRNA)
Cellular component (GO): 90S preribosome; t-UTP complex; small-subunit processome
Molecular function (GO): RNA binding; protein binding
Source: RefSeq, a predicted model, not a curated record